Messenger RNA from Manis pentadactyla (Chinese pangolin), 1918 nucleotides. RefSeq names its product SRR1 domain containing (gene SRRD). The record is from RefSeq and is a predicted model, not a curated record. Gene Ontology annotation, biological process: microtubule-based process. Gene Ontology annotation, cellular component: cytoplasm; nucleus. Lineage: Eukaryota; Metazoa; Chordata; Mammalia; Pholidota; Manidae. The transcript is spliced from 8 exons. The coding region runs from base 32 to 1009 and encodes 325 amino acids.
AAUCCCAGCGCGCCGCCGACGUCAGAGGCCGAUGGCGGCGGAGGCGCGGGAAUCCUGGCAGGCCGCGGCCCCGCGGAGAAAGCGCCCUGCCGCGCAGCGUCAGCGGCGGAGAGAGGCGGCGGCGGCCCCGGGCCGCGAUCCCGAGGAGGACCGUGGAGUCGUGCUUCGUCGCAUCCGAGAGGCGGGGGAAGACCUGCUUAUCUCUGAUUUCUGGAGUUCAGCACUAGAAACUAUCAACAGCUGUCUUAGGAAACAUCUGGUACAACUGAAGGCCCCUGUGGGGACUCUUCCGGAAGCCCUUGGAAGCCUGCACCUUGACCCAUCACCAAAUGAGUCAGCUGUGGCCCCUGGCUCCGUCCCCAGAGACACCCUGGUCCCGGGAAGCUGCCAUUUGAGGUGUGUGUGUUAUGGCAUUGGGAACUUUGCCACCUGUGUCGUAGCUAGAAACCAGCUGACGUUUUUGCUUCUCUUCCUGGAAAAGUGCCAGAUUCCCAGGAGUCACUGCUGGGUGUAUGAUCCUCUGUUUAGCCCACUGGAAAUUGCGGUUCUGAACAGCCUUGGUAUGGCUGUUCUCAGUGAGAACGAGGAAGGAAAACGGAGUGUUUGUGGUGAGCCCACCAUCUUUUACAUGCCACACUGCGGGACGGCCCUGUACAACAAUCUUUUAUGGAGUAACUGGUCAGUAGAUGCCCUUUCCAAGACGGUCAUUAUUGGGAACAGUUUCACAGGACUCCAGGAGAGAUUGUUGACAAGGAUUCUGCAGAAAAAUUAUCUCUACGUUGCAAAGAUUUUAAACGGACUGGAGGAGCUUGAGUUCCCUCAGACAUCACAGUACAUGGACAUAUUUAACGAUACCUCCGUCCACUGGUUCCCUGUACAAAAGCUAGAACAACUCCCCCCAGAUACUUGGGCAUUUCGGGAAGAACCAGAUUAUCAGGACUGCGAGGACCUUGAAAUUAUCAGGAACAAGACAGGAGGGCUGUCGGCUAUUGACCUGAACUCACUGUAACAUAUUGGGUGUGUCUGGCACCAGCAGCUGCUGUCAGAGACUAAAGGGAAGGCGCCAUGGAGGGGCCGUAUCUCAUGAAGAAAAGGCAACCCUUCGCAUGGCUCUCCUGGCUGGAAGGACUUGGUGUGAAAAUGUACGCACCUCCCUCUCAAGUGGCCUUAUCAUGUUUUCCCUCCUUCUCUGGUGCUCCGGCCUGACGGGGAGUAUCUCCUGAAUAGAGAAGUUACUCUUUCAAAGGUGGUUUAAAACAUCGUUUAUUUACAGUACGCCCCUCGGAGGUGCAAGUGUGCAGCCUGCUGCAGCCCACCCAGUCUACUUGGCCAUGUCAAUCAGGCUCUGCAGGGAGGUGGGCACCCAGGUCUUCUCACCCUGGACGAACACCACUCCCCGGUCAAUGUAGAUGACGAUGCGGCCAAAGGUGUAGAGCUGCUUGCCUUCAUGUCGCUUCCCGAUGACAGGCAUGAAGACGAUGUUGUGCUCCUCGGCCUUGGUCUCAAUAAGGUCCUUGAAGUUCAUGGGCACGGAGCUGGAGGCCACGCCGAUGCCCCUCUGAGCCAUGUUCUCAGCCUCCCGUCGCUCCUGCAUGGCCUCGUACUGGAAGUCCUUCCUGCGCUCCGUGUGGGUUAGGAAUGAAGAGCUCAGGGGCAGGACAUCCAAAACAGAAUCCCCACUCACCAACAUUGGAGGACACAGCCCUGUUCAUGAUAUCAAGUGCUUCAUUAAAUUUGUCUUUGACAGAUGGGUGUGCCAACACUUGGUCUGAGAACAUGGACUUCCAACCCAGGUACCACUUGGUGAUCUCCUCAUAAUUUGGGCUGUUACUGAGCCAGGAGCACAGCACCUGCCAAAUAGAAACAAAUAUGAAAACCUGGAUCCAAAGUGGCAAUAAAUGGGAGCAGAACUUCCAAA